CAUGGAAGGAUUGAUGCAGAAGAGGCUGUCCACGUGACCGUGCACGGCGACCUGAUUCAUACGUCAGAUCCAAGUAGUGGCACUGGCGGUCGAUAAGAAAGUCAAAAAUAAUUUUCUGACCACUUUUCCAACUCUUUGUUCUGAAAGCAACAUCCCCAGCGCUUUCCAUUUCCAUCUCGUAUCCAACCUAAAACCGGCAUCGUAGAUCACCUUUACCAACGUAGAAUUCCGGCACAAUCUGGCUGGCCAGUGUAGUUAUUAUUCACUGCGCUGCUAUUCCAGACCCUGUCAGUCCCGUCCUAUUUUGGUGGCACGCCGCACGCACUAGCCAUUAAAACAACCCCACCAAGAUUGAUUCUUCCCCUCCAUCUCACACCCGCUCCAGGAUCCAACAACACCACGAAAACACCACAAUCCCGCAAAAUGGUGUCCGCAUCCAAAGCCGCCCGUGACGCAAAGAGAGCCGCCGAGGGAAAGGCUCCAAAAAAGACUGUCGCCUCCCGAUCAAAGGCAGGGUCGAAGACUGCAUCAGGCGCUUCGUCUGUCGCUGGUGACGACACUCCACCCCUUCUCGAUGCCGAUGGAAAUCCCCUUCCUGAUGACCAGCAGCCUGCUGGAAAGAAGGCCGAUGAGGUCAAGCGAUUGGCCGAGCAGAUGGAUAGGCAUGGUCUCUCCGACCGUGUUACCACCGGUGUGCUCAGUUCCCUCAAGCAGAGUCGAGACGUCAAGAUCACUUCCGUCUCUUUGACUUUCCACGGUCGCGUUCUCAUUACCGAUACCACCCUCGAACUCACAUAUGGUCGCCGAUAUGGUCUUCUUGGAGAGAACGGUUGCGGUAAAUCGACUCUUCUGAAGGCUAUCGAUAAGCGCGAGUAUCCUGUCCCAGACCACGUUGACAUUUACUUGCUCAACGAGGGUGCUCCUCCAAGUGAAUUGGGAGCCCUCGAGUGGGUCGUAAAGGAGGCAGAGAAUGAGAUGGAGAGACUUGACAAGCAGGCCGAGCAAAUUCUCGAGGAUGAUGGACCAGAAAGUCCUCUCUUGAUGGACCUCUACGAGGUAUUUCCCCCUGUUAUCUUAGACGAAUCACACCGCUAACCAAGCACAGCGUAUGGAAACCAUGGAUCCUUCUACCUUCUCAACCCGUGCAUCCCUCAUUCUUACUGGUCUCGGUUUCAACAAGAAAACAAUUACGAAGAAGACAAAAGACAUGUCUGGUGGAUGGCGUAUGCGUGUAGCUUUGGCUAAGGCUCUUUUCGUCAAGCCAUCGCUUCUUCUGCUCGAUGACCCUACUGCACAUUUGGAUUUGGAGGCCUGUGUGUGGUUGGAAGAAUAUCUUAAGAAAUGGGAUCGUACUCUGGUACUCGUUUCCCACAGUAUGGAUUUCUUGAACGGUGUAUGCACAAACAUGAUUGAUAUGCGUAUGAAGAAACUCAUCUACUAUGGUGGUAACUACGACUCUUACUCAAAGACCCGCUCCGAACAGGAGACCAACCAAAUGAAGGCAUAUACAAAACAACAAGACGAAAUCGUCCACAUCAAGAAGUUCAUCGCUUCUGCUGGUACAUAUGCCAAUUUGGUCCGACAGGCAAAGUCUCGACAAAAGAUUUUGGACAAGAUGGAGGCAGAUGGCUUCAUUCAAAAGGUUGAGGAGGAUCGGGUUUUCACAUUCAGAUUUGCUGAUGUCGAGAAACUUCCCCCACCAGUCUUAUCAUUCGACGACGUCACUUUCUCAUAUUCCGGAGACCCCAAGGACGACCUUUACAGACACCUCGAUCUUGGUGUGGACAUGGACUCUCGUACGGCUUUGGUUGGACCCAACGGUGUUGGAAAGUCCACUCUGCUUAAGUUGAUGACUGGAGCCAACUCACCCACCGGUGGAAUUGUCUCUCGUCACACUCAUUUGAAGAUGGGUGUCUACAGUCAACAUUCUGCUGACCAACUGGAUCUCACCAAGUCCGCUCUUGACUUCGUCAGAGACAAAUACGCCGACAAGAGUCAAGACUACCAAUAUUGGAGACAGCAACUUGGCAAGUAUGGUCUCAGUGGAGACUCUCAGACGGCCUUGAUGGGCACUCUUUCUGAAGGACAGAAGUCCAGAAUUGUGUUCGCCCUCUUGGCGAUUGAUGGGCCAAAUAUGUUGUUGUUGGACGAGCCUACUAAUGGUCUGGAUAUUCCAACCAUCGACAGUUUGGCGGAUGCUAUCAAUGCAUUCACUGGUGGUGUUGUCGUGGUUUCUCACGAUUUCAGGUGAGUUUAAAAGCAUGUGCUGGAGUGCCCAAUGGUUUACUGACCCAAACUAGAUUACUGGACAAGAUUGCCAAGGAUAUCAUGGUAUGUGAGCACCAGAGCAUUCGUAAGUGGGAUGGAUCAAUCGGAGAGUACAAGAACCACUUGAGAAAGAAGAUGAUGGCUGCUGGAGCCGUGUAAGGGGCUAGAAUGAAACGUGGAGAGAAAGCAGAGAAAGAAAAGUUUGCUGCUUCGAUAGUCAGUAUAUGCGAUAUAUCAAUGUGGCACAGAUUCGAUGCCCAUUGGUGCAAUGGAGACGAAGGUAUUCGCAU
This is a messenger RNA of Hymenoscyphus albidus, 2558 nucleotides long. NCBI's taxonomy places the organism in Eukaryota, Fungi, Ascomycota, Leotiomycetes, Helotiales, Helotiaceae. The record is from the annotation of a GenBank genome assembly.